UCCACUCGCUCGCUGUUUACAGCUUACGACGCUACCGUGAGGCCCCCCUAAAAUCCCGACGCCAUGAGCCUCUCCUCCUCUAUACGCCUCGAUUCCUCCUCUUCCUCCCCCUUCCUCUCCCAAGGCCCUAAGAGGUGCCCCCAUGGCGCCCGCGAGGGGGCUCCGAGGUUCCUCCUCGCAUGGCCGAGGCCGGGUGGCGUCGGCUUCGCUAAGGAUCCGCGGCGGCCCCUCGUUGCGGCGGCGGCGGCGGCGGAGGUGGCGCGCGGCGGCGACGUCCACGACCGCGUGGGGUCGCUGAGCCAGGUCGCCGCCGUGCUCGGCUCCCAGUGGGGGGACGAAGGGAAGGGGAAGCUCGUCGAUAUCCUCGCCGAGCGCUUCGACAUCGUCGCUCGGUGCCAGGGGGGAGCAAAUGCUGGGCAUACCAUUUAUAAUUCUGAGGGCAAAAAGUUUGCUCUUCAUCUGGUUCCAUCAGGCAUCCUCAAUGAGGAAACACUUUGUGUAAUUGGCAAUGGAGCUGUUGUUCACCUUCCUGGACUCUUUGAUGAGAUCGAUGGUCUGGAAUCCAACGGUGUCUCGUGCAAGGGAAGAUUGUUGGUAUCAGAUCGUGCUCAUUUGUUAUUCGAUGUCCAUCAAGCUGUGGAUGGACUGAGAGAAUCUGAACUUGCAAACUCCCUUAUUGGCACAACCAAGAGAGGAAUUGGCCCUUGCUAUUCAAGCAAGGUUAUUCGAAAUGGGCUGAGAGUUUGCGAUUUAAGGCACAUGGAUACUUUUGGUGAGAAGCUCGAUAUUCUAUUAAGAGAUGCGGCUUCAAGAUUUCAGGGAUUCGAAUAUAGUGCUAAAAUGCUCAAAGAGGAAAUUGAAAGAUAUGAGAAAUUUGCAGAGAGACUUGAACCUUUCAUUGCUGAUACUGUUCAUGUCAUCCAUGAAUCAAUCGCACAAAAGAGGAAGAUAUUAGUCGAAGGUGGUCAAGCUACAAUGUUGGAUAUUGAUUUUGGAACUUACCCAUUUGUGACUUCCUCAAAUCCUUCUGCUGGUGGAAUAUGCAUUGGGCUUGGGAUAGCCCCAAGAUUGUUGGGUGACCUUAUUGGAGUGGUAAAAGCUUACACAACUCGCGUUGGUUCUGGUCCUUUCCCAACUGAAAUCUUGGGUAAAGGUGGGGACCUCCUUAGGACAGCUGGAAUGGAAUUCGGAACUACCACUGGUCGUCCUAGGCGCUGUGGGUGGCUUGAUAUAGUUGCACUCAAAUAUUGUUGCCAGAUCAAUGGCUUUUCGUCUUUGAAUCUAACCAAGCUCGAUGUCCUGUCCGGACUUCCAGAACUCAAGCUGGGUGUUUCCUACAGCCUUGAUGGUGGUAAAAAAGUUGAAUCUUUUCCUGCAGAUCUUCAUGUUCUGAAUGAAAUACAGGUCAACUAUGAGGUGUUGCCUGGGUGGGAAAGCGACAUUUCGUCCAUACGGAACUACGACGACCUUCCUGAAGCUGCUCGCCAUUAUGUUGAGAGGAUAGAAGAGCUCGUCGGUGUUCCAAUUCAUUACAUUGGCGUCGGACCCGGUCGCGAUGCUCUCAUAUUUAAAUAACGAUGAGGAGCUUUUGUAGUUCCCAACUUAUAGUUUUGAUUAAUAACAAGCGAUUUGAUAUAUCUGAAGUGUAACAGUUUUAAGUUUUACUUGUAUCAUCUCUGAUUUGCCUAUUGUCUACAACAACUGCGUGGUGAUUGGAGAUGUCAAUUAUAAAACAAGAUUUUGGUGCUUAUUUCUGCACUUCAGAUCUUUCGCCA
Messenger RNA from Ananas comosus (pineapple), 1775 nucleotides. Its product is annotated as adenylosuccinate synthetase, chloroplastic. Gene Ontology annotation, biological process: IMP metabolic process; 'de novo' AMP biosynthetic process. The record is from RefSeq and is a predicted model, not a curated record. The coding region runs from base 64 to 1575 and encodes 503 amino acids. Gene Ontology annotation, molecular function: GTP binding; adenylosuccinate synthase activity. The transcript is spliced from 4 exons. Gene Ontology annotation, cellular component: cytoplasm. NCBI's taxonomy places the organism in Eukaryota, Viridiplantae, Streptophyta, Magnoliopsida, Poales, Bromeliaceae.